AUGCCUCGUCAGCAGACCCAGCUGCGGGGGCCGAAAGACCCUUCGGCCUCAAAACCAGCACAGAAGCGCAAAAAUGGCCGGGCGCUCAAUGCGCUCUCAAUUGCAGAGAAGCAGGUUCACACGAAACUAGGUGUUCGACGCACUCGAUUAGGCAACAGCGACGAGCCCAAUCGCAAGCGCCAUUCAGCUCGGGACCAAGACGAUGAGGACGAGGAGCGCCCGGAUCACAAGCGCCGCAGAACUGAGGAUGGUGAGAGUGUGGAGGGCGGUAGCGACAGCGAAGGCCAUGAGUGGACUCUUGGUCAGGUUGACAGCGACGAUGACGAGGAGCUGGACAGUGACGAAGCUCUCGGUGAAAGCGACGAGGAGAGAUUUGAAGCCUUUACAUUCCGAGGGUCGUCCUCGAACAAGUCCAAGCCUAAGAAGACGGCCGCUCCCAAGAAGCGAUCCGCAAUCAACCUGGAUGAGGACGACGAGGAGUCUGAGAAUGACGAAGACGAGGAAGAAGAUGAGGAUGACUUGGGAGAGGACGCCAUCGACCUGACCACAGCCUGGGAUAUGAAUACUGCGGCGGAAGAGGAAGAGGCUAAGCGAGCAGCGGCUAAAUCCAAGAAAGCGGCAGUAGGAGACGAUAGCGAAGAGGACUCUGGCUCGGAGGAGGACAGCGAGGAUCUCAGUGACGACGACACGGAGCUCUCUGUCUCCGACGACGCCGACGCCUCCAAGCAUGGACUGUCGAAGCUGCAGGAUUUCGUGAACUCAAUGGAGGCUCAAAGAGCUACAAAGCCUUCCCGGAAGACCAACGAACAGGCUAAUCCUACAGAAUAUGGUCUGACUUCUACACGCAAACUGACGAUCGCCGAUCUGUUGCCAUCCAUCACCGACUCCCGCCUCAAAAACUCCCUGAAGCAUGUCGAAUCUGCUCCCAAGCAAACUACAUCCUCCGGCAUUCCGGGUAAGCUAGAUGCUCCUCUCCCGAAACGACAUCAAGACCGGCUCGACCGCGCCGCCGCCUACGACAAGAGCAAAGAGACCCUGAACCGAUGGCUUGAAACCGUCAAGGCCAAUCGUGAGGCUGAGCACCUGAUGUUCCCGCUGCCCGACCCUGAGGCCGAACAGACUCAUCGGAUGGACGUCACCAAGCCGCAGACCGACUUGGAAAAUGCCAUCCAAAAUAUUUUGGUGGAAAGCGGGCUGGCGGAGGCCGAGGGGAAGUCUAUCGAGGAGCAAGUUCAGGACUUUGAGGAACUUCAAGCCCGCAAACUGCCCAUUGAGGAGAUCCAAGCUCGGAGAGCAGAGCUCAGGAAACGGCGUGACCUGCUUUUCCGGGAGGAAGUCCGCGCCAAGCGAAUCAAGAAGAUCAAGAGCAAGUCAUACCGCCGAGUUCAUCGAAAAGAGCGAGAAAGGAUGGAACAGCAAGAGCGUCAGGCUCUUCUGGAGGCCGGUGUGGAUAUGGACGAGGAAGAUCGAGACAAGAACGAGCGAAUGAGGGCUGAGGCUCGCAUGGGUUCUAAGCACCGUGAAAGCAAAUGGGCCAAGAGCCUGAAGGAGACCGGUCGCACUGCGUGGGAUGAGAAUGCUCGCAACAGUGCCGCAGACUUGGCGCAACGCGAGGAGGAGUUGCGAAAGAGAAUUGAAGGGAAGCGUGUGUCCAAUGGUGACGAGGACUACUUGGGCUCUUCCAGCUCGGAGUCCGAAGACGAGGAUCCCUGGCAAGAGGACGGAGGCUCCGAUGCCGAGAAUCGCAAGCUGCGCCAGAAGCUCAGCGCCCUCGAAGAAAACGAUCUUGAUGGUGAGGUUACGGGACCUCAUUCCAACCUCUUGUCUAUGAAGUUCAUGCGGAACGCCGAAGCAGCGCGCAAAGAGCAGAAUGAUGCAGAACUGCGCCGUCUCAACCGCGAGCUCCACGGCGAGGAGUCCCAAUCCGAGGCAGAGUCUGAGGUUGGUCGUCGCAAGUUCGGUCAGUCUGGGAAGGCCGACUCGAAGCCCAAAGCCAAGCCACUGCCCAAGAACGAGUUUGAAGAGGCUCCGGGCUCUGAUGACGAGAUAGACUUGGACCAGGAUGUCGAUAUCGUGGUUGAUCGUCCCGCCAAGCAGAAGUCUCAGGCCUCGGGGGCAAAGACUGCCGUGCGACCCUCGAGCAAGUCUUCCGGUGUCCAGAAACAGCAAGAAUCCGCUGAAGAAGAGGAGAACCCUUGGCUGGUCCAGACGGAGCGAAACAACCGUCGUCGAAAUCUCUCUGAUGGCCAAGAGACCGUCGAUAUCUCGCUCGACGACGACCAGAAACCCUCGAAUUCCGCGGUUAAUGCUCGCAGCAAGAAGGGCAAAGCAGCCAAGGCGGCCCCCGCCACACAGCUUGACGCAGACGACCACGACAGCGAUGACGACAAUGUUCCCGUGCUGCUCAAGAACCACGAUCUCGUGAAACGGGCCUUUGCAGGCGACGAAGUGGUGCAGGAUUUCGAUCAAGAAAAGCUAGACACCAUCGAAGACGAGGGUGACAAGGUGGUAGACAAUACGCUCCCCGGCUGGGGCAGUUGGGCCGGUGAAGGCAUCAGCAAGAGGCAGCAGAAGAGACAAAAGCGCAACCUGACCACGGUAGAGGGCGUGAAACCCGAGCAGCGCAAAGACGCCAAGCUCCAGCGCGUCAUCAUCAAUGAGAAGCGAGUCAAGAAGAACACUAAGUACAUGGCCAGCCAGUUGCCCCAUCCUUUCGAGACGAAGCAGCAGUACGAGCGCUCCCUGCGCCUCCCGCUGGGCCCGGAGUGGUCGACCAAGGAGACCUACCAGAGCGGCACCAAGCCCCGGGUCAUGAUCAAGCAGGGGAUUAUCAAGCCUAUGGAGAAGCCGAUGUAG
Penicillium riverlandense is the source of this 2856-nucleotide messenger RNA. RefSeq names its product UTP14 family protein. Gene Ontology annotation, cellular component: nucleolus; small-subunit processome. The record is from RefSeq and is a predicted model, not a curated record. Gene Ontology annotation, biological process: rRNA processing. The transcript has 2 exons. Lineage: Eukaryota; Fungi; Ascomycota; Eurotiomycetes; Eurotiales; Aspergillaceae. Bases 1 to 2856 code for a protein of 951 amino acids.